AUGAACAAUGUCCGUCUACCUGACUAUACACUUAGAUUACAUAAUAGUGAAAUUACAAGUUUAGUAAUUAUCAGUGAUUUUGAAAACUUUAAUACGCCAAUACUGUUGUCAUCAGAUAUAGAAGGAAAAAUUAUAUUUUGGGAUUUAAUUACAAGAAGACCUGUUUUUAUUCAUAUAAUUGAAAAAUCUCCACAUAUAGUUUCAGUUGAAUAUAUCACUAAUGAUAAAUUAUAUGCAGUUCUUUCCAAAGAUCAUAAAUUUAGGAUAUUUAGAUUGACUGAAAAUGAUAAAAUUUCUUUUGAAAAUGAAUAUAAAUAUUCAUUCAAUGUUGCUUUUGAAUCCCCUGUUAAUACAUUAAAUUUUGCCAAUUUUGCAAUUCAAAAACUUAAUAAAGAGGAAAGUAAAUUUAGGCUAAUUUGUUGCAAUACACAAGAUGCAGAAGGCAUUGACAUUUAUGACUUUAAAUUAGAUGAAAUAAAUUCAUUAAAACGUAUCAAAAAAAAUUUAAAUUUUUACGAUAUUGUAAACAUUUCGAUUAAUGACUCUGAAUUGUUUAAAUUUGAUAAAUUAGGGGUUGUUAUGAAAUUCAUUCAGUUUCAAGAUGACAUUGUAAUUGUUGGUUAUGAAAGUGGAUUUAUCAUUGGGUUUAGGAUUCAUGAGAAUGUUCAAUUACUUAGUGGGCCAUCAGCAAGUGUGAAGACCUCUUCAUUAUCUGAAAUCCUAAGUGAAAAAAGUAGAGAUGAAAACACUGUAAUUGCAAAUAUUGUUGAAAUUGUUUAUAUAUCAAAAAUACAUUACCCAAAUCCUGUGUUAAACAUGACUUUAGAUACCAAUAAGACGGAGGGACUAACAUUUUAUAGCUCAUCUGUGGAUAACAAAAUUGGAAUUCAUGAUAUUAAUUUGAAAAAUGAAGGUAAUACUAGUUUUGAUCAUGCUGACUUCCACAUAAGCGCUAAUAACUCCACUGCUGUAAGAAAAGAUAUUUCUAUAGGAUUAAAAAAUAUAGAUACAGAAUACGAGAAGAUUGGACUAAUAGAGAAGAGUAGAGGUAAAUUUAUAUUAGGAACUUGGAGAGGCACGACUUGCAUACUUGAUAACGAAUUUAAAUUAACUGAAAAAAUUCUACGAACUAAGAGCAAUAUGCUAGUAAACGAAUCUGCUGUAGGAGAUAUUCAAAAUACUGCCAGGGAAGAGAAAAAGAUAUAUAAGGUAACUUCAGUAGGUUACUUUGAAUGCUCUGAAUCUCUUAAUGGAGAUGCAACAUCUACGAAAUUAAUCAAUCAAUCAAGAAAUAUAGGCAGCCAAAGGAGACUUAAUGCAUUUUUGCAAUCAUUUUGGGUAUUUGUCGGAUAUAAUGACGGUUGUAUCACUAUUCAUAAAAAUUAA
This is a messenger RNA of Tetrapisispora phaffii CBS 4417, 1386 nucleotides long. It is a transcript of the gene ASA1, whose product is annotated as Asa1p. The record is from RefSeq and is a predicted model, not a curated record. The transcript has a single exon. Gene Ontology annotation, molecular function: protein binding. The coding region runs from base 1 to 1386 and encodes 461 amino acids. Lineage: Eukaryota; Fungi; Ascomycota; Saccharomycetes; Saccharomycetales; Saccharomycetaceae.